Molecule: messenger RNA, 216 nt
Organism: Dissoconium aciculare CBS 342.82
Lineage: Eukaryota; Fungi; Ascomycota; Dothideomycetes; Mycosphaerellales; Dissoconiaceae
Exons: 3
Coding region: 1-216 (71 amino acids)
Biological process (GO): proton motive force-driven mitochondrial ATP synthesis
Cellular component (GO): mitochondrial inner membrane
Molecular function (GO): proton-transporting ATP synthase activity, rotational mechanism
Source: RefSeq, a predicted model, not a curated record
AUGUCUGCUGCGUACAAAGCCGCUGGCAUCAGCUACAACAGGCUCCUUGCCAUCAGCGGCCGCGUGUUGCGCCGUUCCCUCAAGGAAGACAAGCGCAUCCAGGCUGAACGUCGUGGAGAGUCCGAACUUCGUGUCGCAUUCUGGAAAAACGGCAAGCAGUCCGAAGCAAAGCCCAUCGACCAGGUCACCAAAGAGGCUGCGCAGCCGUCCGCAUGA